AUGGAGUUUGCGGUAGCAAAAGCUUUGAAACCGAGUUUACGAAGGGAGUUUGUUUAUCAACAAACGCUCGGCGAGGAACUUUAUAGCUUUAACUCGAACACGGUGGUUGCCGGUGAGGAUUUCUCCGUCGACGACCUCCUUGACUUCUCCAACGGCGACGUUCUUCACCAUGAGCAACACAACGAGGAAGAUGAAGAAGAAAAAGAUAGUUUAUCUCUUUCCUCUCACUCACUCUCGGAAGAUAGCAACUCCAAUUCCACCGACGCUUCCUAUGAUUCCAUUUUCUCAACUGAAUUACUCGUUCCGGAUGAUGACGUGGCAGGCCUUGAAUGGGUUUCUCACUUUGUAGAUGAUUCUCUACCAGAGCUUUCUCUUCUCUAUCCGGUUCAUGUUCAAACCAACGCAUAUCCUCAAAAUGAACCGAACCAUGAAAAAACCUUCCGUUUUUCUUCUGAUAAAAUUACCAGAAAAACCAGAACCGUCAAGAACAGAAAACCAAACCCUCGGGCUUGGGCUUUUAGCCCUUUGAUUUUGCGUCCGUUUUUUCCGUCUACGGUUUUUGCAGAGCCGCCAGCGAAGAAACAGAAGAAAAAGGCCCAGGCCCAAGUUGAUGGAGUUGAAGCCCAAGAUGAGUCCCAUUUACAGCGAAGGUGUAGUCAUUGCCAAGUGCAGAAGACGCCGCAGUGGAGAACCGGUCCGUUAGGAGCUAAAACCCUAUGUAACGCGUGUGGGGUUCGGUAUAAAUCCGGUCGGCUUUUUUCGGAGUAUAGACCGGCUUGUAGCCCAACUUUUAGCAGCGAAAUUCAUUCCAAUAGCCACCGGAAAGUGUUGGAGAUGAGGAAGAGGAAAGGAAUGGCUGGACCGGAGUCCGGUUUAUCGGCUCAGACCCAAAUAGUUACAACUUGCUGA
Molecule: messenger RNA, 909 nt
Organism: Lathyrus sativus (Indian pea)
Lineage: Eukaryota; Viridiplantae; Streptophyta; Magnoliopsida; Fabales; Fabaceae
Source: the annotation of a GenBank genome assembly